GUGGGAGGAGCUCCCCUGUCACGUGGGAUCCCCUGCUAAGUAGAGCUCUGACGUCGAUCCCCGGUCACUGGCUCACUGUGGCGAGAGGAGAACAGCAGCGGACCUCAGCACAGCAGAGAGAGGAGAGGGGAGCAGAGCAGAGCAGAGCAGAGCGCCACGGCAGAGCAGCUGCUUUUUCACAUCCCCUUUCUGGCAGCAGCACAGCUCGGCACGGAGCGAGCAAAGAGGGAGAGAGCAGAGGAGAGGAGAGAAGAGGAGAGCAGAAGAGAAGAGAGGAGAGGCGGAGAAGAAAAGAGAGAAGCCCUUCCCCGUGACCAGCCCUCAGCUUGCACACACAGCCCAAAACAAGAGGAGAGGGGCUGUCUUUUUGCAAGAGCAGAGGGGCCGUCUUUUUCUUCUUUCUGCCUCAGUCAGCCCACUCUCUCUUCCUCUCUCACUGACGCACUCUAUUUUUUUCCUCUCUACAUUUUUCUGUUUUUCUGUGUGUGGCUCGGAGGGAGGAGAGGGAAAGAAGAAGGGGGCUCAGGACGCAGGCAGGCAGGCAGCGCUGCCAUCGUUUCCAUCGGUGCUGAGGUGGCUGCAGCUCACGCCCGCUGGUUCUGCUGACUGGUGGAGCGGCUGUCUUCAGAGAGAUUAAUAUCAGAUGCGUACAAUACCGCACAGGAGAGAAGAGGGGGAGGCGGAGAGAGAGAAGGGAAGGAGGGAGAGAAGGGACUGAACGGAAGACGGGGAGGCGGGGAGAGGGAGAGAGAGAGAGAGGGAAGAACCUGAGGGAUGCUGAUGAAGUUGAUUCUGCGUUUUUUUACCAGCACUUUUUCUUCGUCUACCUCUUCUUCCUUUCUUCAUUCUUGUUCUUCCUGCUCGUCUUCUAGAGACAGACAGAGGUAAGGAAGACAGAGAGAAGGAGGGGGGAAGAGAGAGAAGGAGAUCGACAUCCACAGCUAUAACACAGAGGCUGCAGAAUCACAAAAGAAGAGGACAAACACAAAGAAGAGUCACCUCACAGUACACGAUUAGGAAGGGGCGAAAAGAGAAACAAGCAGAGUAGCGCAGCGAGCCGUUAAGGAGGGAGCAGGAGAGGAACAACUCGCAGAGACCAAGAGGACUUGAGGAGGAGGCAAGAAAACAAUCUGUGGACCAGCGGAAGGGGCUAUCGAGCCAGGCGACCAGCAGGCAAACACACACACGGACACACACACACACAGGCACAGGCACAGGCCACAGGAAAUGGCCAUGUAGGGAUGGCAUCUGACGGAUGGUGUUGCGCUCCGAGACUCUGAUGCACAGCCAAGGCCACCGCUGCUGAUGUGCCCGGAUGAUUAGGGGAUAGGGGAGAGAGAGAGGAGAUCACAUUAUCCCAGAUUAAUCUUUUAGCUUUAUCUCCACCGGUCGCGGCGCAAGUAGAGAGAGGGGGGGAAGAGGGGGAAGGGAGAUGCGGAGAUGGCGAUGCUGUUUGGAAUGUGGCGACAGAAGGCAGCGCCAGCAGCAACAUCCGCUCACCACCGCGACUGCCCGCUAAGAGGCAAGACAAUGAAGACGCUCUGCUCGUGUGAGUGAGGAGCAGCGAGUGAGACCGGGGUGAAAAGAGUUGGUGGCCACUUCAAACGAAGACGACACCAACGACACAGAUGACAACAGACGACACCAACGACAGCAGAUGAUAACAGUCUACUGGCAACAGCAACAAGCUGUUUUCCCGUAGAGGAUAAUAACCACCACUGCUGUGUUCACCUUGGAGGAUAAUACCCAUCGCUGUUGUGCUUCAGUGCAGCAUGCACACCUGCCAAUCACCCCAGCUGGCAAAGCAACACUUCCUGUCAGUUGCCAUGACCACACACGUGUCACUUCCCUCCUAGCUCCUCCACAGAGGGCGAAGGAAAGAAGAGGAGGAGGAGGAGGAGGAGGAGGAGGAGAGAGACAGAGAGCAUCCAGCUCUCUGCACAGCACAGAUAACCCUCAGGCUCUUUAUUUCUCUCGCAGAACAUUUAAUGGUUUCGGCUGUGAGCUCUGCAGUACCCUACCCCCCACAGUCCUUUCUUCUAUUGGCUCAGAACUCAGCCUCACCCCGCCCCCGUGCUCCUCUCUUUGAUGCCAUUGGCUGUGAGCGCAGCAUGGUUGGAUGCGAUUGGCUUUGAGCCGCCCUGUUCCCUCCUCCUGCGCGCGGCACCAUGCAGUGGGCUCGACGGCGUCACUGCUGCCUGGCGCUGAGCUGGGGCUGCAAGCGCUCUCUGCUGCGCGGCCACGUGGUGGCGCUGCUCUCGCUCGCCUCGCUCUCCGCCACGCUGCUCUUCCUCAGCCAACAGGACUGGCUGCCGCUGCCGGGACACUCCAGCCUCCGCGACAACCCCGUCGCCUACACCGUGCCGCACGGGGCCCGGCAGAACCGGGGCGGAGGCGGAGGGGGAGGAGUCAGUAGUGCGGAGAGCAACCAGAGCCAGAGCUCGUCGCUGCGCUCGCUGUGGCGGGAGAUGGGGGGCUUCCUGCCUCCGCAGCGGUCACACGCCAACAUGACCUCCCACCAACAGGGGGAGCCUCUGGCCCCGGCGGCAGAGUUGAGCCUGGAGGACUCCAACAGCAGCCUGCAGGGCGAGAUGGGGGUGGGUGUGGGCGGCCGGCUGGCGGCGCAACCCUAUCGAUACAUCCUCAACGAGCCCAACAAGUGCCGCAACGCUGCCAAUGCCGCACCUGGGGGUGCCAGCGGUUCUGGCGGCGGUCCGUUCCUGGUCCUGCUGAUCUCAGCUGAGCCGGGACAGUUCGACGCCCGUAACGCCAUACGGCAGACGUGGGGCAACGAGAGCGUGGUGGGGGGGCUAGGCUUCGUGCGGCUGUUCCUGCUGGGCAUGUCGGGUGGCGGAGGUGGUGUAUUUGGGGGCUCGUCCCCGGGGUCGGCUGACUCGGCUUCAUCGGGUUCAUCAUCAAGCCUUCAGAUUGCCAUUGAGGAGGAGAGCCGACGUCACCAUGACAUCAUCCAGCAGGAGUACCAUGACACUUACUACAACCUGACCAUCAAGACUCUGAUGGGGAUGAACUGGGUGGCGACGCACUGCCCCGGUGCACGCUACGUCAUGAAGACCGACAGCGACAUGUUCGUCAACACGGAGUAUCUCAUUACCAAGCUGCUGCGGCCGGACGUGCCGCCUAGGACUGACUACUUCACAGGCUACCUGAUGCGCGGCUACGCGCCCAACCGCAACCGCGACAGCAAGUGGUACAUGCCGCCCGAGCUGUACUCCAGCGAGCGCUACCCCAUCUUCUGCUCCGGCACAGGCUACGUGUUCUCAGGCGACAUGGCGGGCAAGAUCUACAGUGCGUCGCUAGGGAUACGGCGGCUGCACCUGGAGGAUGUUUACGUGGGCAUCUGCUUGGCCAAGCUGCGGAUCGACCCGGCGCCUCCACCGAACGAGUUCCUGUUCAACCACUGGCGGGUGUCGUACUCCAGCUGUAAGUACAGUCACCUGAUCACGUCGCAUCAGUUCACGCCCGCCGAGAUCCUCAAGUACUGGCGCCACCUGCAGGACAACAAGAAAAACGCCUGCGCCAACCUGGCCAAGGACAGGGGCGGCAGAUACAGACACCGCAGGCUGCAUACACUGUCCUGAUACACACACACACACACACAGACACCAC
Messenger RNA from Engraulis encrasicolus (European anchovy), 3627 nucleotides. It is a transcript of the gene b3galt2, whose product is annotated as UDP-Gal:betaGlcNAc beta 1,3-galactosyltransferase, polypeptide 2. The record is from RefSeq and is a predicted model, not a curated record. Gene Ontology annotation, cellular component: Golgi membrane. Lineage: Eukaryota; Metazoa; Chordata; Actinopteri; Clupeiformes; Engraulidae. Bases 2169 to 3599 code for a protein of 476 amino acids. The transcript is spliced from 3 exons. Gene Ontology annotation, molecular function: N-acetyl-beta-D-glucosaminide beta-(1,3)-galactosyltransferase activity.